Messenger RNA from Pseudoliparis swirei, 2977 nucleotides. RefSeq names its product prolyl 4-hydroxylase, beta polypeptide (gene p4hb). Gene Ontology annotation, molecular function: protein disulfide isomerase activity. Gene Ontology annotation, biological process: protein folding; response to endoplasmic reticulum stress. Bases 252 to 1790 code for a protein of 512 amino acids. NCBI's taxonomy places the organism in Eukaryota, Metazoa, Chordata, Actinopteri, Perciformes, Liparidae. Gene Ontology annotation, cellular component: endoplasmic reticulum. The transcript is spliced from 11 exons. The record is from RefSeq and is a predicted model, not a curated record.
GAUAAAUGCGCAUGCGCACUACGGCCGAACACCCACUGCCCAUGCGCACUACGUCCGAAGACCCUCCCCUCCGAGGUUUUUUUUGCGUACCGAUGCCACGUUAAGUAUUAGCGGGUCGUCACGAAAACACCAGCAGCUAGUUACUCUCCCGAGCCUCUCCGACAACGACCGGAACCCAAGUUUUCUCGGCCGACCGACCGCGUCUCUCGUCCCCGCUCGUCAAGGAAGAAGAAGCCCGGAGACCGGCCGCUAUGUUUAAGUUUCUGCUCGUCUGCACGCUGGCUGUGGCCAGCAGAGCCGAGGUCGCCGAGGAGGAAGACGUCCUGGUGCUGAAGAAGAGUAACAUGGACGAGGCUCUGGCGGCUCAUCCCAACAUCUUGGUGGAGUUCUACGCCCCGUGGUGCGGCCACUGCAAGGCCCUGGGUCCGGAGUUCGCCAAAGCCGCCGGUACGUUGAAGGCCGAGGGCUCGGCGAUCCGCCUGGGGAAGGUGGACGCCACCGAGGAGACGGAGCUGGCCCAGGAGUACGGCGUCCGGGGAUACCCCACCAUCAAGUUCUUCAAGGGGGGAGAGAAGGAGUCGCCCAAAGAGUACUCUGCCGGCAGACAGGCGGACGACAUCGUCGCCUGGCUGAAGAAGCGCACCGGCCCGGCCGUCGACACCCUGGCCGAGGUCACCGAGGCCGAGUCUCUGAUCGCUGACAACGACGUGGCGGUCAUCGGGUUCUUCAAGGACGCCGACUCCGCCGACGCGAAGGCCUACGAGAAGGCGGCCGAAACCACGGACGACAUUCCUUUCGCCAUCACCAGCGACGAUGCCAUUUUCUCCAAGUACGACGUCUCCAAGGACAGCGUGGUCCUCUUCAAGAAGUUUGAUGAAGGGCGCAACACCUUCGACGGAGAGCUGACCAAAGAGAACCUUCUUGCGUUCGUCAAGUCCAACCAGCUGCCUCUGGUCAUCGAGUUCACGGAGCAGACCGCCCCGAAAAUCUUCGGAGGAGAAAUCAAGUCCCACAUCCUGAUGUUUCUGCCCAAAACCGCGCCAGACUUCCAGGACAAGAUGGACGAGUUCAAGAAAGCCGCCGGGGGAUUCCGGGGUCAGAUCCUGUUCAUCUUCAUCGACAGCGACGUGGACGACAACCAGCGCAUCCUGGAGUUCUUCGGCCUGAAGAAGGAGGAGUGCCCCGCCAUCCGCCUCAUCACCCUGGAGGACGAGAUGACCAAGUACCGGCCAGAGAGCGACACCAUCAGCGCCGACGCCAUCGUGGCCUUCUGCAAACUGUUCAUCGACGGCAAACUCAAGCCUCACCUCAUGAGUCAAGACAUUCCUGAAGACUGGGACAAGAACCCCGUCAAGAUUCUGGUCGGCAAGAACUUUGAGGAGAUCGCCUACAGCUCCUCCAAGAACGUCUUCAUCGAGUUCUACGCGCCGUGGUGCGGACACUGCAAACAGCUGACCCCCAUCUGGGAGAAGCUGGGCGAGAAGUACAAGGACAGCGACGACAUCAUCGUGGCCAAGAUGGACUCCACGGCCAACGAGAUCGAUUCGGUCAAAGUCCACAGCUUCCCCACCCUCAAGUUCUUCCCCGCAGGAGACGAGCGCACGGUGAUUGACUACAGCGGGGAGAGAACACUCGAAGGAUUCACCAAGUUCCUGGAGAGCGGCGGCAAGGAGGGCGGCGCCCCCACCGGAGACGACGACGACGAGCUGGACGCAGAGGAUUUGGAAGAUGUGGACGAGGAACAGGACACGGGCUCCGACGGCGAGGCCGACGAACACGACGAGUUGUAAGAGCUGGAGGAAGUGAGCGGGAGAGAGAGAGGAGACGAGUUCACCCCCCCCCCCACCCUUCCAACCCGUCACCUUCACUUCCUCGUGAACCGCCCCCCCGUCCUGUGAACGUUAAUACUUCCGCUUUAAAACUGCCUCAGUCAGCCGGCCCCCUGUGGCGGCGGGGCCUCUAUUUUUUUUUUUCUUCUCUAAACCGGACUCGUCUCACCUUGAGGACUCGAGCGCAACACCUCGUGGGAGGCCUUGACGCCUUCUCUGCGACGCUCCGCAGCAGCUGUGUAACGCCUUGUAUAUUUUAAAACCAAAUGUAAAAAUGGCAUUGAGAUGGUUCUCCUGAUGCAUUUGCUCCUCCCCCUCAAGAGAAAACGGAAAGGCCUUGUCAUUGUUCAUGUGGGUGUGAGCUAACCUGUAUUCUUAGGUGGGGGGGGGGCCUGUCGAUGUUCUGUUCCCAGAGGAUCUGUCUGUGGUUGUCAUGGGGACAUCCCAUAGAUGUGUUUAAUGUCUUCACCCUACGGAGCUGAAGCCCCGCCCCUUCUGUAGCUGAGACUUAUUUUCCUUCUUGCGGUGGGGAGAAUUUUGUUUUCAUUUCUUCAUUCCCAAAUAAUCUCGGUUCAGUCUCCUCAUGUACGCACGGCUACUGACUCUUUUUAUUUUCUCUAAAGGAACAGAGGUUAACUUUUUUUUUUUUUUUUACAGGGAAAAUCCCAUUUUAUUUAAUUGCUUUCACUAGAUGAGCUUUUUAUUUUAUUGAGGACGUUUUUUUAAUGGUGUGCCAUUGUGCCCAGCUGUAGCCGGCUGGACCCUCGGGGUUAUUUUGGAGCCCGUUCUGAUGGGCCGCACUGUAUUCAUGCCUAAUCUGAGAUUCACACCGGGGGGUUUGGGAGUGUUUAUAUCUGAAGUGGGAGGGAACAAGUGCACAGCCCCACCCCUCACCUGUACUGUACCUCCUUUGGCUCUACCCAGCACCCUUGUUGCCACGUGAGUGUGUGUGUGUGAGUGAGGGAGAGAAAGAGGGUGUGUUUGUGUGUGUGUGUGGCAGGGAGGAGGCGGGCUUGAGUAGAGCGAGGUGAUGGGGUUUGACACUACAGUGGUGGGGGAAACUUAAUAUAGCAUUCCAUCAUAUCCAAAUUGAUGUGGAAAAAUGGGAAAUGGUGGCCAAUAAAUAAAUAAAAAAAUUGGAAAAAAUA